Molecule: messenger RNA, 426 nt
Organism: Dromiciops gliroides (monito del monte)
Lineage: Eukaryota; Metazoa; Chordata; Mammalia; Microbiotheria; Microbiotheriidae
Product: 40S ribosomal protein S17-like
Exons: 1
Coding region: 1-426 (141 amino acids)
Biological process (GO): translation
Cellular component (GO): ribosome
Molecular function (GO): structural constituent of ribosome
Source: RefSeq, a predicted model, not a curated record
AUGGGCCGUGUUCAGAACAAGACUGUGAAGAAGGGGGCUCGGGUCAUCAUGGAAAAGUACUACACCCGCCUGGACAACGACUUCCACACCAACAAGCGCGUGUGUAAGGAGAUCACCAUCAUCCCCAGUAAGAAGCUCCACAACAAGAUUGCGGGAUGUGUCACUCAUCUGAUGAAGCACAUCCAGAGAGGCCCUGGGAGAGGUAUCUCCAUCAAAUUGCCAGAAGAAGGAAGAGAAAGGAGGGAUAACUAUGUCCCUGAGGUCGCUGCUUUGGAUCAGGAGAUCACAGAAGUGGACCCUGAUACCAAAGAAAUGUUGAAACUCCUGGACUUUGGCAGUUUGUCUAACCUGCAAGUUACCCAGCCCACGGUUGGGAUGAACUUCAAGCUCCAAGAAGAGCUGUUUAAUGUUUACUUUUGCCAAUAA